Suricata suricatta (meerkat) is the source of this 591-nucleotide messenger RNA. It is a transcript of the gene CLEC3A, whose product is annotated as C-type lectin domain family 3 member A. The transcript is spliced from 3 exons. Lineage: Eukaryota; Metazoa; Chordata; Mammalia; Carnivora; Herpestidae. The record is from RefSeq and is a predicted model, not a curated record. Bases 1 to 591 code for a protein of 196 amino acids.
AUGGCCAAGACUGGACUUGUAAUUUACAUCCUGGUUAUCACCUUACUCCUGGACCAGACCACCAGCUACACAUCCAGAUGGAAAGCCAGGAAGCACAGCAAACGCCGAGUGAAAGAAAAGGAUGGAGACCUAAAGACUCAAGUUGAAAAGCUCUGGAGAGAAGUCAAUGCUCUGAAGGAAAUGCAAGCCCUACAGACAGUCUGUCUCCGAGGCACAAAAGUUCACAAGAAAUGCUACCUUGCUUCGGAAGGCUUAAAGCACUACCAUGAAGCCAACGAAGACUGCAUCUCCAAGGGCGGAACGCUAGUUGUCCCCAGAAACUCUGACGAGAUCAAUGCCCUCCGGGACUAUGGUAAAAGAAGCCUGCCAGGUGUCAAUGACUUUUGGCUGGGCAUCAAUGACAUGGUCACAGAGGGCAAGUUUGUUGAUAUCAAUGGAAUCACCAUCUCCUUCCUCAACUGGGACCGUGCACAGCCUAACGGCGGCAAGCGCGAAAACUGUGCCCUGUUCUCCCAGUCAGCUCAGGGCAAGUGGAGUGAUGAGGUCUGCCGUAGCACCAAGAGGUACAUUUGCGAAUUCAUCAUCCCUUAA